AUGUAUGUCAUAUUGAAAAAUAUUAAUAAAAUAAAAAUAAAGGUUGAACCAGCCAAUAAUGGAGUAUAUCAAGAAGAUAUACUUCUAACUGAGCAACAGGCAAAUGCCCUCAUAAAUCAAAUUAACCAGAAUUCUGCAGGUUUAGGAGUUGUUCCUCAACCUAGCCGAUUUAAAAGGGCAGGAAAUUCGCUUUACCUGGAAGGUGUUCCUAAUCAACAAUGGCCGUUGGGACAGCCGAUACAAUACAUGUUUGAUGUCUCAGUGACAUCGGAAGCUGAUAAAAACGCUGUUAGACAAGCUAUCAACGAAAUCCAAUCUAAAGUACAAUGUCUGAACUUUCAGGAAGUUAAUAGUAAACCAACAGGAUCUCAUUUAUAUUAUGUGAAAUAUGCCCUUUCUGGCUUUUGUGGUCAAAGUUAUGUUGGCCGUUUAGAUGUUGUUAACCCGAUCUAUUUGAGUUUUGGUUGUGGUAAUCCAGCGGGCAUUGCGUUACACGAAACAUUACAUGCCCUUGGAUUGCAGCAUGAACAGCUUAGAAUAGGUGGAUGA
Meloidogyne enterolobii is the source of this 549-nucleotide messenger RNA. Lineage: Eukaryota; Metazoa; Nematoda; Chromadorea; Rhabditida; Meloidogynidae. The record is from the annotation of a GenBank genome assembly.